Molecule: messenger RNA, 2060 nt
Organism: Parasteatoda tepidariorum (common house spider)
Lineage: Eukaryota; Metazoa; Arthropoda; Arachnida; Araneae; Theridiidae
Source: RefSeq, a predicted model, not a curated record
CGAUUUUAAAUCAAACGUGAAAUACAGCUGCAAUUUUUUUAACCGUCAGCAUAUUUUAUUUCUUCUUAGAGUGGCUCAAAUUAAGGAAUUUAAAGCUUUGAUGCUGUCGCUUAAAAUUGAACCAAUAAUCGUUCGUAAAAAUUAUGUUUCAAGACUAAAAUUCAUUGAUUUACGUUGAAUCUGUUGAAAACCAUUACAUAUGCUUUUGCUUUAUAAGAGCUUUGUUCUACGUAUAUUAAAUGCUAACUGUUGAUUUUUGGUGAUGCUUAGUUACUUAGUUGUAAUGUAUUAUUUAGAAAAAGGACGAGCAGCUGGACAUCUUUAACAAUGACAUAGUUCGCUUGAAUACAUAUCCGAAGAACUCGUAUGACAAUUGUAGCAACGAUGAGGUUACCAAAAAUGGAAUAUUUCGUACAUGUGAUAAUUUUUGUUGAAUGCUGCUUUAUAAAGCUUUGUUCCGUUUAUGGUUUGGUUAAUAGUCAUUGCAUUCCAAGAAGCCUGUGAUUUUGAGAACUUUUGUAGUGGUUGUUUAAAAAACCUAAAGUGAUUUAUCAGCUUCGUAAAUCCCGUUUUGUUCGAUCGCGCUGCUAAAAGAGAAAAAUCAUAUAAAAGGGUGCUCUCAAGCAUCUCCUGCAAAUGCUUGUGUGUGUCCGGAAACAGAGUUCCUGAAAUUUUUCCCGACUCCGGAUUCUAAUCCAUUGCAGAGCGUUAAAGAAACAGAAAGUCCAACUAAAAUACAGAAGAUACGCAUUAGCGGAGUAUUUAAUGUUGAAACCUUCGCUUCACGCCUGAAAGAAGAUGUCACUAAGUAUAUAUCACGGAAACCAUGGCAAAUUCCAGAUAAUUCUCGGAUUUUUGAGGCCUCUUCCAUAUUGAAUAUCGUCAUUCAGAGCUUCAAGGAUUCAUCAGUGAAAGGGAAAGUAGAAGUUUCAAGAGAAUUCAUCGAUGAUAAAAAUAAUUUUCACGAUAACCGAGAAAAAGAUACACGCAGUGAAAUGUUGAGUCACGUCACUUCCAGCCAUAAAGAAUUGAAUGAAAUUUUGAAGAAGUUUGCAGAGGAAAGUAUUCGAAUCGCGGUGCAAAACGUCGAUAGAAAAAGGGAUGCCAGAGCGACUGCCAAUGAAAAGUUCUCAACAGAGAAAGGAGAAAAAGAAAGGGAAUCACUAGAUACGCAGCAAGUAAAGCCACUUAUGAAAGAUAUUGAUACAUUAUCCAGAACUCACGAUAACUCAACUGGAACUACUAACCAUGAUCAUCAAAAUGAAGUGAACAAUUAUCAUCAUAGUCCAGAUAUUGAUACAUUAUCCAGAACUCACGAUAACCCAACUGGAACUACUAAUCAUGAUCAUCAAAAUGAAGUGAACAAUUAUCAUCAUAGUCCAGAUAUUGAUACAUUAUCCAGAACUCACGAUAACCCAAAUGGAACUACUAAUCAUGAUCAUCAAAAUGAAGUGAACAAUUAUCAUCCUAGUCCAGAUAAAACGAAUACUCCUGACGAUCGCCUAGAUGGAACAAUCAACCAACCAAGUAACCCAUAUGAAACGAUUCAAUCAGUUGAGUCAGAACAUUUAACAACGCCACAACCCGUUUUGGCUGAAGAAUUAAGUGAGAAUAUUGCUGAGAAAUUCCCAAUGGAUGAUAAAGAAAACCUAAAACCAAAACAGGACGAAAGUGACCACCUAAGCUCAUCUUCCUAUGAAGGCGAUGAAAUAUUUUCUUUGAGUGAGUGUUUGUCCACUCAACUAAGUCCAGUAGCCGUGCCUUCUGCUCUUUACUAUAGAAAAGGUUCCAUGCUUCAUAAGGAUGUUGACCUAGAAGACAAGCAUCUGGUUGAAAUUAGAGAAGUUCUUCCGAAUGGUCGCAUCAAAGUAACAUUGGGGGAGAGGAAUUCGGAUCAAAGUGCAAGAGAUGAAAGGUGGGUGACGAAUAUUCUGGACACUUUAGGUUCCUUGAAAGCGGAUCACCAAAAUUUCGAAGAAGACGAUCCCAUUUUUCACCCUCCUUAUAGUAAACGCUACACACCGCCAAGAAAAUCGGCAGCGGCUACUCAUUUAGAGUAA